Messenger RNA from Epinephelus lanceolatus (giant grouper), 3047 nucleotides. NCBI's taxonomy places the organism in Eukaryota, Metazoa, Chordata, Actinopteri, Perciformes, Serranidae. The record is from RefSeq and is a predicted model, not a curated record.
GCGCAUGCGCAUCAUAACAAGCUGUCACCUGUGUGACCGUCACCAUGGUUCGGGUCCCCGUCCCCGGUCCUGUCUCCGGUUCUGUCUGAGACUUUGUCCCCCGGAUGUUGUCGCUGCUCCGCCGGAGGCUCCGGCCGCUCAGCGGGCCGCCGGGCCGUUUCUCUGCCGGCUCAGCUCGCUCCUUCAGCGGCUCUCCUCCUCCGGAGCUUCCCGCCGCCCGGGUCCGCAGCACCUUCCUGGACUUCUUCCGGCAGAGACACGGACACCGGCUGGUCCCGUCCUCCCCUGUCCGGCCCAGAGGAGACCGCAGCCUGCUGUUCGUCAACGCGGGAAUGAACCAGUUUAAGCCCAUCUUCCUGGGGACGGCCGACCCUCGCAGCGAGAUGGCCUCGUACCGCCGAGUGGUCAACAGUCAGAAGUGCGUCCGAGCCGGCGGCAAACACAACGACCUGGAGGACGUGGGCCGAGAUGUGUACCACCACACCUUCUUCGAGAUGCUGGGGAACUGGUCGUUUGGAGACUACUUCAAGUGUGUCUGUCCUCAGAGGUCGAGGGUGGGGUCAUACGGCGGCAGGACAGGCACGGCAGACGAGGGGAAGGUGGACAUGGCGUACCGAGUGGUGGCCGACCACAUCCGUACUCUGUCAGUCUGCAUUGCUGAUGGAAUCUAUCCAGGCAUGUCAGGAGCAGAGCUGGUGUUGAGGAGGAUUCUGCGGCGGGCGGUUCGGUUUUGUGCAGAGGUUCUUCAGGCUCCUCAGGGAGUGCUGGCCAGCCUGGUUCCUACUGUCACACACACACUGGGUGAUGUGUACCCGGAGCUCCACAGGGAGGCCGACAGGAUCAUGGACGUCAUCAACGAGAACGAGGCUCACUUCCUGUCGUCUCUGCAGCAGGGCAGCCGGCUGAUCCUCAGAACACUCAACAGAAUGGACUACAAAGAUGGAGUCUUCCCGGCAUCGGUGGCUUGGUCUCUGCACAGGGACCUGGGUUUCCCUCUGGACCUGGUGGACCUGAUGCUGGAGGACAGAGGAGUUCAGGUGGACCAUCAGGAGCUGGACCGACUCGUGGCAGAGAACCAGAAGGUGAUGUCUGAUCUUCGGUCAGGUGCUGGGUCUCAGCUGAUGUUGGACAUCGUCAGUCUGGCAAACCUGCAGCGUCUCAGCGUCCCUCACACUGACGACACUCUGAAAUACCAGUACAGACUGGAGGAGGACAGAUACGUGUUCCCAGCAUGCCGCGCGACAGUCCUGGCUCUGUAUGACGGUCAGGGACUGGUGUCGGAGGUUACUGAGGGUCAGCGCUGCGGUGUCAUCCUGGAUCAAACCUGCUUCUACUCCGAGCAGGGGGGGCAGUCACAUGACCAGGGCUACUUCACCCGCCAAGGACUGCAGGACGUCCUGUACCCCGUGGAGGCCGUGGUCCUGGCGGGGGGUUACGUGGUCCAUCAGGUGACUGCAGCAGACAGCCUGAAAACUGGAGACCAGGUCCAGCUGCACCUGGACCAGGACCACAGGUUGUCCUGUAUGGUGAAUCACACAGCAACUCACAUCCUGAACUUUGCUCUGAGGAAAGUUUUGGGUCACUCAGUUCAGCAGAGAGGAUCUCACGUGUCAGCUGAUCGCCUGCGCUUUGACUUCAGUGUCAAGAGUUCACUGGAUGUCUCUCAGCUGCAGGAGGUAGACAGGUGUGUUCAUGACAUCAUCUCAGCCAAUCACGUCGUCCACAGCCAGGAGCUUCCUCUGCAGGCAGCCAGGAGCAUCGAGGGACUGAGGACAGUGGACGAGGUGUAUCCGGACCCUGUUCGGGUAGUGUCUGUGGCGGUGCCGGUCUGUGACCUGGUGGAUGAUCAGGCCGACAGAGAGACGUCUGUGGAGCUCUGCUGCGGAACCCACCUGCUGCAGACUGGAGCCAUCAAGGACCUGGUGAUAGUUUCUGAGAGACAGCUGGUGAAAGGAAUCAGUCGCAUCAUCGCUGUGACGGGACGUGAGGCGUCACGGGCUCGAGAGGAUGGGCAGGUUUUGUCUCAGGAUGUGGACUCUCUGUCUGCCAGAGUAGCAGGCUCCACCCCCUCCAGCCUUGAGUCCGCUCAGUGCCUCGCCAAGGAGAUAGGAGUCCUCUCUGAUGCUGUGGAUAACACCCCCAUCCCUCAGUGGCAGCGCAGAGAGCUGCAGAGUCGACUCCGAGCUCUGCAGAGGACCAGUAACACCACCGUCAGGAAACUGGAGAGCAGAGAGGCUGCGGUGAGAGCUCAGGCGCUGCUGGAGAAGAACGGCAAGAAGGAUCUGCAGGUGGACUUGGUGGAGACGAACUCUCUGUCGAUUGUGAUGAAGACGGUGAAUCAGCUGAGCACCGCAGCUCCUCUCAGUUAUGUGAUGCUGCUCGCUCACCAGAGGCAUUCUGGGAAGGUUCUGUGUGCCUGCCAGGUUCCAAAGGACUCGCCCUCCCUCUUGGCCUCUGAUUGGGCGGUGGCGGUAUGUCAUCACCUUGGGGGGAGCGCCGGGGGCUCUGCGCUGGUUGCCAAGGGAACAGGAAGCAGCAGUGACAUCACUGAGGCUCUGAGGUGGGCAGAGGAGUUCGCUCGGCAGAAAAUACAGCGAUGAGGUCAUAAAGCAAGAAAUGACAUCAUCCUGCUGGAAGCUGAGAGGGUCACGUACCUGCUGCAUAGAGGAACUGUUUCCUGUUUGAACAGGAAUUCAGGGGGCAAGACGUGGGAUUAUUAUAGACGUCUGUUUGGGAGCAAAGGGUGUGGCCUGGUUGGUAGGCAGGGCUUCUUUUUGCUGCUGUCAGCCAAUCAGAGUUUUCAAAUGAUUUCACAAUAUUUAUAAUUCAUCAUAGAAACAUUUAGCAUGAUGCUACGUCCUGUGACAUGCUAUCAGUGCACCGCAGUAAAGGUACAGGUGACUGUAAGCCCCACCCACAGCUGCAGUCAGGUCCUUCUUAUUGGACAAUACAGUCAGGUGUGAAGGUUUAUUAUUUAUACCUGACAAUAUUUUAUAAAUCUGAACUUUUCAUUUCUUUGUUUCACAAUAAAUCACUGCUCAAACUGA